Messenger RNA from Galeopterus variegatus (Sunda flying lemur), 1213 nucleotides. Its product is annotated as zinc finger protein 709-like. Gene Ontology annotation, biological process: regulation of transcription by RNA polymerase II. Gene Ontology annotation, molecular function: RNA polymerase II cis-regulatory region sequence-specific DNA binding; DNA-binding transcription factor activity. The transcript has a single exon. NCBI's taxonomy places the organism in Eukaryota, Metazoa, Chordata, Mammalia, Dermoptera, Cynocephalidae. The annotation marks the transcript as partial. The record is from RefSeq and is a predicted model, not a curated record.
UGGAGUAAAACCAACUGAAAGCAGUGUGUGCAGAGAUAUCUUCAUGUGUCCUUUAUCCCUUAAUGGGCACAUCACAGUUCACACGGGACACAAACCAUAUGAGUGUCAGGAAUAUGGUGAGAAUCUAUAUAAAUGUAAGGAACAUGGUAAAGCUUUCAGUUGUUCCAGUUCUGUUCAAAUACAUGAAAGAACUCAAACUGGAGAAAAACCCUAUGAAUGUAAAGAAUGUGGGAAAACCUUCAUUUCUCUUAGAAGCAUUCAAAGACACAUGAUACUGCAUACUGGAGAUGGACCAUAUAAAUGUAUGGUGUGUGGGAAAGCCUUUGGUUUUCCCAGUGCAUUUCAAAGACAUAAAAGAACACACACUGGGGAGAAACCCUAUGAGUGUAAGCAGUGUGGUAAAGCCUUCAGUUGUUCUAGAUCUCUACGAUAUCAUGAAAGCACUCACAGUGGAGGGAAUCCCUAUGAAUGUAAGGAAUGUGGGAAAACCUUCAUUUCUCUCAAAAGUGUUCAAAGACAUAUGAUGAUACACACUAGGGAUGGCCCUUAUAAAUGUAAGGUGUGUGGGAAAGCCUUUGGUUUUCCCAGUGCAUUUCAAAUUCAUGAAAGGACUCACACUGGAGAGAAGCCCUAUGAAUGUAAGGAAUGUGGGAAAGCAUUCAUUUGUCCCAAAAGUGUUCGAAGACACAUGAUAACACACACUAGAGAUGGCCCUUAUAAAUGUGAGGUGUGUGGGAAAGUCUUUGGUUUUCCCAGUGCGUUUCGAACACAUAAAAGAACACACACUGGAGAGAAACCUUAUGAGUGUAAGCGGUGUGGUAAAGCCUUCAGGUGUUCUAGUUCUCUACGAUAUCAUGAAAGGACUAAUGGUGGAGAGAAACUCUAUGAAUGUAAAGAAUGUGGGAAAGCUUUCAGUUGUUCCAGUUCUGCUCGUAUACAUCAAAGAACUCACAUUGGAGAGAAACCCUAUGAAUGUAAGGAAUGUGGGAAAACUUUCAUUGCUUUCACAAGCAUUCAAAGACACAUGAUACUGCACACUGGAGAUGGACCAUAUAAAUGUAAGGUGUGUGGGAAAGCCUUUGGUUUUCGUAGUGCAUUUCAAAGUCAUGAACGGACUCACACUGGAGAGAAACCCUAUGCAUGUAAACAAUGUGGGAAAGCUUUCAGUUGUUCCAGUUCUGUUCGAAAACAUGAAAGAACUCACUGGAAAGAA